Molecule: messenger RNA, 824 nt
Organism: Exophiala mesophila
Lineage: Eukaryota; Fungi; Ascomycota; Eurotiomycetes; Chaetothyriales; Herpotrichiellaceae
Exons: 1
Coding region: 1-702 (233 amino acids)
Source: RefSeq, a predicted model, not a curated record
AUGCCAACCAUCCAUAAUCUCGCUGUCGUCUUCAGUACACUGACCAUCACAUGUGUGUCGACUAUGCCACUCGGCACUAGCCUAGAAGGACUUUUUACUGUGUUUGGACUCAAUGUUCAAACCGACACGGUCGCCGCAGUUGCAUUGGCAGACUCAGCAACCGCGAUAUUCAGAACCACACCACGAUUACGGCGGCAUGACCAUCAUGACUCCACCGACAAUGACUCAGACACCUCGACAUCGGCAAUCCCAUUUUAUUCCCUGGGACCGAUACCCAUAAUAACUAUCAUCCCAUUAAGCAGCGACGACAGCACUGCGACUAGCGUAACAGUUGAUUCAAUAUCAACGACGUCGAGUGUUGAAUUACCAGUGACGACAUCAGACCCUUCCAGGGGCAGCCUGCCGGAUGGAAUCCUCACUCUGCCUCCCACAACCGCCAUCAACACCUACGCACCAGCAUUCGAACCUGUUCCAGUUCCGAUCGCUCCGACUACUACCUCUUCUACUGAUUCUCCCACUCAAACAACCACUGUCACAUGUCCGUCGCAGCUGGCGUCGACCACAUCGAUAGAAGGCGAUAUUUCUUCACCGAUUACAGACCUACCCGUCAUCGUCACUGUUAUUCCUCUUCCGGAGUCCUCCUCGUCGUCAGAAGCUCCAUCCUCAGAUCCAAAGCCAGCACCUUCAACCGUCCCUCCCUAACAAAAGUAUCAGGCCAAUGCUACAGACAGCGACCUGUAAUAUUAGCACGAGUAAUGAGUUGAAUGGAUGAAUUUGACAACGAGAUCUACGGCGAAGACAUUCUAUCGACUUUGGACAUUCAA